CCUCUGAGUGUAAAUUAUGUAUUCAAUAGUCUUUUAAUACUAAAUAAUUAAUAACAUGUUGAAAUAUUUUUUGUGUGUAAGAUAAAAGGUCACAGUUAAUUGAAUAAAUGCAUACGUCUUCAAAAACUGUUAACAAUGCCAGAACGAAUUGAAAUUGGUGUUAUCCCUGAUAAUUUAAGGCAUGAGGAAACUAUUGUGCAAAUAGCAGAAGCCCUGGAUGACCUAAAUUUUUCUGUUUCAUACAUAUUUGACUGCAUUGACAAGAGACUCCAUGAAAAUAGUGAAAGGCUGUCAACUAUUAGAAAUAGAGCUACUAAGGUUCAAGAUCAGUUACAAUACUUACAAACUAAUUUAAAUUUAAAAGCGGUGAAAAUGUACUCUGCUGCAAAGUAUCCUGCUUGUCAUACAUACAAAGAGUACAAAAUGGCAAUACCACCUAAUUAUAAAGAUACUCACGAAAUACCCAAAACUUAUAAAUGUUCUGUACCCAUAAAAGAAGUGCCUGAAACGUAUUUGCCUUCCAACUGUAAAACAGAGGAUGCUCAGCAUGGGGCAAACAAUAAUUUGCAAGAGAAGUUGCAAUUUUAUCAUGUGCGGUCUAAGACAAGUAAAGAAGUUUAUACAGAUAGUAACGAACUAACAUUCCCUCUUCACUUAUAUUCGAUCAGCGCUCUCUUGUUCGAUAGUAUGGAUAAUCCUUAUAAGAUAUUAACUAAACAAACUGGCCAUCGAGCGAAUGAGUCCCAACAGAUUGAAGAUGCACCAGAUUCGAUUAUACAACCUUGGCUGACAUCAGAAAUGGAUUGGUCUAGUAGUUAUCUCUAUACUCCAACUUUAGGCGAGGUGCCACAGAUAAAUGUACCGCCAACUCUUCCAGAUUUACCUGGAAUUGUUGACGAUGAAAAAUUCGUGUUAGACCUUAAUUCUCAAAGUCCUAUUGCACCAUCUUCGGCUGUAACAACACCAACUGUUCGACUCGAUCUUCCGACUCCAACAUCAACUGCAGACGAGAAAGACUUAAAUAGAAAGCUGAAACAGAAUAUGCUUAAUCUACCAGGCUUUAUCGAUACUGACUCUUCAAAACAUUCUACUCAAGAUGCGACGAUACUUGUACCACCGCCACCGCCACCACCACCUAUAUCAGAAACUUAUACUACGACUACUCGAAAGGAUUCUAAGAAUAAGAGAAUUACUGGGGUGAAAAAUAAAUCAACAAAUUUAGAUGACCGUUCGAACUUAAUGGCUGCAAUUCGAGACGCAGGUGGCAUAGAAAGAGCAAAAUUGAGGCAUACAGUGCCACCAGAGGAGAAAGGAAACCGAUGGUCUUCUGCGUCGGUUGGAGGAGAUCUAAUGGCCGAUUUACAUGCAAAAUUAGCUCUCAGGAGGAAAGGAAUUGCAGGUACAGGAGGUAACGCCCUGGAAAGAAUGUCAAGCUUAAUUCCUCCUCCUCCAAAACCAAAUGAAGCAUCUACGUGGGAUAGGAACUCGGCUACCAGCGAAUGUGAUUCUCAGCCAGAUACUGAUGAUUGGGAUGAGUAA
Messenger RNA from Dufourea novaeangliae, 1539 nucleotides. Its product is annotated as WAS protein family homolog 1. The coding region runs from base 136 to 1539 and encodes 467 amino acids. Gene Ontology annotation, biological process: exocytosis; retrograde transport, endosome to Golgi; endocytic recycling. Gene Ontology annotation, cellular component: early endosome; WASH complex; recycling endosome. The transcript has 4 exons. NCBI's taxonomy places the organism in Eukaryota, Metazoa, Arthropoda, Insecta, Hymenoptera, Halictidae. The record is from RefSeq and is a predicted model, not a curated record. Gene Ontology annotation, molecular function: actin binding; alpha-tubulin binding; gamma-tubulin binding.